UAUAUGAAAGUGUUUUUAACAUAAAAAUGGCUAAAAUAAGAAACCAAUUGUUUAAAACUAACAAAUUAACUGCUUUCAAAACGUGGUAACUUAUUACAAAAAUACAAAAACAAAUCGAUAGUUAUAAACAAGGGAUAGUUUAACUAUCUCCAAUUGUUAAAUAAACGAAAAAAAUUUAUUACCAACAACAAACAUGGUGUUGCCAACAUUCACAUUACCAGUUUCAUCGCCACUGUCAUCAUCAACGUUAUCGCCAGUGCCUGCCUUUUGUAAAAUGUUCACUAAACAUUUUCGUCGAAAACUAUUGGAUUAUAAUUCUUCGAUAACAUUGCUGAGUAGAAACCGUUCCAGUAGUAACUCUGACAGCAGUAAAGGAAGCUGUGGGAAAACUGCCAAUAAUACAUUAACAAUGCCUGCUGUAAUAAUUUUCAUCAUUUUAAGUUCACUAGUACAUAAGAUAUCAGCCAUUGGUAACUUCGAAUUAGAAAUAUUAGAAAUUUCAAAUACAAAUAACCACCUGUUAACGGGUUAUUGCUGUGGUGUUCCUUUAGAGAUAAGAAGUACAAAAACAACAGGUUGUCCGCCCUGUUCAACAGCGUUUCGUUUGUGCCUCAAAGAGUACUCAGCAGCCGAUCAGGUGGCCCCGAGUAUAUCAACGGGUUGCUCGUUUGGUAAGAACACAACGGCGAUAUUGGGUGGUUCCAGCUUUGUGCUAAGUGAUCCAGUGAGAGGUGCCAUGGUCUUGCCAUUCACAUUUCGUUGGACGAAAUCAUUUACUCUAAUUCUACAAGCUCUAGAUAUGUACAAUGUGUCGUAUCCAGACUCGGAAAGGUUAAUUGAGGAAACAUCCUUUUCAAGUGUGAUACUGCCAUCACCCGAAUGGAAGACAUUGGAUCAUAUUGGACGCAACGCCCGCAUUACCUAUCGUGUCAGAGUUCAGUGUGCAGCUAACUAUUAUAACACAACGUGUACCACAUUCUGUCGGCCACGUAACGAUCAAUUUGGCCACUACAAUUGUGGUACAAUGGGCGAAAAGAUAUGCCUUGCCGGCUGGAUGGGUGACAAUUGUGAGAAGGCCGUGUGCAAGCUAGGCUGUGAUCCGGUUCAUGGCAAAUGUGAUAAGCCGGGAGAAUGCGACUGCCGUCCUGGCUGGCAGGGACCUUUGUGCAAUGAAUGUGUGGUGUAUCCUGGUUGUAAGCAUGGUUCUUGCUAUGGCGAGGCAUGGAAAUGCAAAUGUGAUACAAAUUGGGGUGGCAUAUUAUGCGAUCAAGAUUUAAAUUACUGCGGCACUCAUGAACCCUGCAAACAUGGCGGUACAUGUGAGAAUACAGCACCUGAUAGAUUUCUAUGCACAUGCGCAGAGGGUUUAUCCGGUGAACACUGUGAAAUCAUAGAGCAUCCAUGUGCAACACAGCCAUGCAAAAAUGGAGGCUCAUGCACGGUAAAGGAAUCAGCAAUGCGAAACAUGACCGCAUUGUCAUCAUACAGGGGAAUGCGUAGCUUAAGUUCGGCUAUAGCAAAACCAGUUAAUAGACGCAAUUUGCCGCCGCUAGGAUUGAAUAUAGGAUCAUCGUCUUCAACUUCUUCAGCAUCCUCGUCAUCAUCAUCAUCAUCCCCAAACUCAUCGUCAUCAUCGUUGGCAGCAUUGAUCAGCAGCAUAACUGGCGGUGGUGUUGGUGGUGGCGGCGAUGGUGGCAGCAAUACAACGACAACUGGCACCAGCCUUAGCAAUGGAUAUAACCAUCAACAGAUUCCACCAGUCUCGGAAUUCACUUGUGCCUGUGUACCCGGUUGGACUGGUCCAACAUGUGAAAUAAAUAUCGAUGAAUGUGCCGGUGGACCUUGCAAGCAUGGUGGCACUUGUAUUGAUCUAAUCGGCGGUUUCCGUUGCGAGUGUCCACCCGAAUGGACAGGCGAUGUAUGUCAAAUGGAUGUAAACGAAUGCGAAAUGAGCUACCCUCUGCCGUCGCAGCAAGGUCCCAAUACAGCCGCCAUAGCGGCUGCCUUUGCCAGUUCAAGUACUUCAUCGUCGGCACUUAUAGCAGCCCUGACCACAGCGGCCAAUGCAACGUCAUCCUCUGCGCGCUCCUCCAACAUGAACAGCAUGGCCCACAUGAUGGGUCCCUGUGUGAAUGCCAGGGAAUGCAUUAAUCUGCCUGGCUCGUUCUCAUGCCUUUGCCUCGAGGGUUGGGGUGGGCCAACGUGUGCCCAAGAUUUCGACGAUUGCGUGGGCCAAUGCCGAAAUGGUGCCACUUGUAGAGAUUUGGUUAACGAUUAUCAUUGCGCAUGUGCAACUGGAUUUACAGGUCGUGAUUGUGAAACCGAUAUUGAUGAAUGCGCUAAUUCACCGUGUCGCAAUGGUGGCGAGUGUGUGGACAUGAUUGGUAAAUUCAAUUGCAUUUGUCCACUGGGCUAUUCCGGUACAUUAUGUGAGGAAGCCAACGAUCAUUGUACACCAUCACCUUGCCUGGAGGGACGCUGUCUAAAUACCCCCGGCAGCUAUUACUGUCACUGUCCACCGGGUCGAGCUGGCAAACAUUGUGAACAAAUUCGACCACUUUGUAAUCAGCCGCAAUGUAAUGAUGGAUGCUUUGCAAAUCCCAUCAUUAAUUCAUCACAAAAUUUGCCAUGUUCAGGGCAUGGCACAUGCGAAAUGGUGGAUGUGGGCACUUUUUGUAAAUGCCAUACUGGUUAUACGGGAACUUUCUGUGAGCACAAUCUUAAUGAAUGUUCACCAAAUCCCUGCCGCAAUGGGGGUAUAUGUCUAGAUGGUGAUGGCGAUUUUACAUGUGAAUGCCCUUCUGGUUGGACAGGCAAACGCUGUUCGGAACGUGCCACCGCUUGCUAUCCGGGUCAAUGUCAAAAUGGUGGAACUUGUAUCCCAGGAUCCCCUGAAAAAGGUGUACACUCACAAUGUCGCUGUCCCCCUGGAUGGGAUGGCACCUACUGCACAGAUCCCAUUGAUCAGUGUCGUGGUCAGCCCUGUCACAAUGGAGGAACUUGUGAAUCCGGCUCUGGGUGGUUUCGUUGUGUUUGUGCUCAAGGAUUUUCCGGCCCUGAUUGUCGUAUAAAUGUCAAUGAAUGUUCACCACAGCCAUGUCAGGGUGGAGCCACCUGCAUAGAUGGUAUUGGAGGUUAUACAUGCAUAUGUCCGCCGGGACGUCACGGUGUAAGAUGUGAGAUAUUACUUUCAGAUCCCAAAUCUUCUUGCAUUAAUAUCACCACCACAAUAUCUCCCUAUUCGCCUCUCAACAAAUCUCAAGAUAUUUUAGGCCAACUUUUGACAGGUCAAACUAGUGAAUAUUGCAAUGCCUGUCUGUGUGAGAAUGGCACUUCACGUUGCACCAAUUUAUGGUGUGGCCUACCCAAUUGCUUUCGAACUGAUACAGCUUCGAAAUCUUCAAAUUUCUCUGGAGUCUGUAAGCAACAUGAAGUUUGUGUACCCAUGCUAACGGAAAAUUGCUUAAAUGGCCCUUGUACUUUGCGGGGCGAUUGUCGAGCUCUGGAACCCUCUCAUCGGGUGGAGCCUCCUCGUUUGCCCGCCAAACCGGAUUGUUGGCCCAAUCAGGCCAAUCUCAAUGAUAAUUGUGCUCGUUUGACCAUACUCUUGGAUCGCCAAAGAGUAGGUGUGGGUUCGUCAGUGGAGGGUUUAUGUUCGGUUUUAAGAUUUCUAUUAGCCUCACGUCUGGUUAAAUUGCCCAAAGGUGCCAAUGAGGGUAUGCUUAUCAUUAUUUGUGAUAUCAAGACUGGAACCAAUGAUACCAUUGAAGUGACUGUGUCCUCCACCCAAGCCAAUGAUUCCCAAUUACCCACUGCCAUUGGUUUGCUGGGUGAAUUGUUAUCCUCACGCCAGCUAAACGGUUUGCCAGAGAAAAAUGAUAUGAAAACUCCCAAAUUGGCUGCUCUAAUUUCCAUACUGGAGGUUAAAGUGGAGACCGCCUUAAUAGCUGAAGGCAACAGCAACAGCCUGCUCAUAGGCAUUCUGUGUGGUAUUUUUAUUGUCCUGGUAUGUUUGGCCAUAUUUCUCAGCCUCUAUUGGCGUCAACGCAUGGUCAUGUCUUCAGCAUCGGGCAUUAAUUUAGCUGCCUCCCAGGAUGCCCUGCGCCAUGAUGAGGAAAAAUCCAAUAAUCUACAAAAUGAAGAAAAUCUACGCCGCUAUACAAACCCUCUCAAGGGUAGCUCUUCUUCUCUAGGCCGCGUCAAUGGCAUGGAGCUGAGUUUAAAUCCUGCACCGGAAAUAGCAAGCGUUAGCUCGCUGGCCAAUGCGCCAACAUCCAGCACAGGUGUACAUCGCUCACAACCCCUCUAUCCAGAAUCGAAUUUUGAUUGCGAUCUGGAGACAGCCACAAAAUCGAAGGAGUUUCGCUCAAAACGCACCUCACAAAUUUUGCUGCAUAAAACUCAAAACUCUGAUAUGAAAAAGAAUACGGUAGGCUCAAUAGAUAGUCCGCGAAAAGAUUUUGGCAAACGUUCAAUAAAUUGUAGAUCAAUGCCGGUACCACAACCACCAGUGGCCACUGUAUCACCUUCCGUAGCCACUGCGGUGCCCGAUGAUUCAGAGAUUCUUACGGUUUUGGUGUAAGAUAAUUAGUAGGUAUCUAAGGGGCCUAAAGUUGGUUGAUUUCGGUGUAAGCUCACUCAAAGUGUUAGUGCUUUUAA
Molecule: messenger RNA, 4659 nt
Organism: Stomoxys calcitrans (stable fly)
Lineage: Eukaryota; Metazoa; Arthropoda; Insecta; Diptera; Muscidae
Product: protein serrate
Exons: 16
Coding region: 194-4582 (1462 amino acids)
Biological process (GO): cell communication; Notch signaling pathway; multicellular organism development
Cellular component (GO): membrane
Molecular function (GO): calcium ion binding; Notch binding
Source: RefSeq, a predicted model, not a curated record